UGAGUGUGCUUGAGAAGAACCAAAGGGGAAGGAGAGCCAGAGUGUGUGCCACAGGGUGAGGAAGACAGAGACGAAGAAGGAGUAAAAGGAGAGAGAGAGAGAGAGAGAGAGAGAGUGACAGACUUUUGUGGGAUCUCUGGCUGACCCACCACAACCUCCAAGAUGUUCAAGAAAAAGGAAAGUACGAAGGACGGUACGCUCAAGCUCUCGGGCAAGAUCAGCAAGAACCAGGCCAGCAGCUUGGCCUUGCUGAUUGCCCAGAUGCAAAAGAAUGCCGACCAGGUGGAGAAAGACAUCCUCCGGUCUGAGGAGAUGCUGGCAGUGGAUAAUGAAAAUGAGAAGAAAGACCAGCCCUUCAAGCAUCAGGCUGAGAUAUCAACCAAGCUGGGCGAGGCCGAGGCCCUGCUGAAGCAGCUUUUCCUCGACGUCGACAAGGCCAAGAAGCUCAAACACCCACAAGCCCGCGAGAUAGAGAGCGAUGUCAUGCUCCUCCAUGAGCGCUGGUUAAAGGACUGCACCUUCUACCGAGAAAUCUAUGAGCAGAUUGACGACGUGUCGCUGAUGCCGAGAAUCGACUGGGCGCCUGUUUUCAACGAGAAGCAAAAAGAGGUGAACGUGGAGGAGUACGGGCCCACCAUGGCUGACCUGGAGAAGCAGAUUGCUGCUCACAACAUCCUGCACAAAGAGGUCGAAGGCUACAGCUCACAGCUCUGCGUCAGCUCUGCAGGCAGCAAGGAGAAAUAUACAGCCCUGAAGAAACAGUACAACAAUAUACUGGACAACUCCAAGUGGCGUCGCCACUACCUGAACAGCCUGUACGAGUACAUGCAGGGCUGCAACAAGGAACUGGCCUUUCUGGGAGAAGAACAAGAUAAGAUCACAAAGCAGGACUGGAGUGACCGCAUGGUGGACCCUCCUGACGUCCGCAGGCAGUAUGAGAACUUCAAGAACAACAGCCUGCUGUCCCAUGAGAGCGAGGUGAACAAACUUCAGGAGGAAGGAGACAGACUCAUUGAAAUGAAACACCCUGCAAGUGACACAAUACAGGCUCAGAAAGAUGCUGUACGAAACGAUUGGCAGAAAUUCCUCAAUCUCUGCAUUUGUCAAGAGACACACCUGGACAAUGUGGAAGAAUUCAAACGGUACCAAAUGGAGACAGAUCAACUAUCAGAGACAAUGACCAAACUCAACAACAGCCUGGACCCCAUCUCCAUCAGCAAGAAGAGUAACUCGGAGACAUUGCUGCAGCUCGAGGCAGAAGAGAAGGCUGUACAGAACAGUGAGCAGCUGCUGGCAGACCUGAGGAGACGCAGCACCACCAUCGCUCCUCUGAAGCUACGACGCAACAACCCCAACAGACCCAUCACAGUAGAGUCCCUGUGUGACUGGGAGACAGACAAGGCUUCUCUGUCAAGAGGGGAGAAGUGCACCCUGAAAUCGAACUCAGACAUCGAGAACUGGGACAUUGUCUCCACUGAUGGGAAAACAAAAACCUUCCCAGGAGUUUGCUUCCAGAUUCCUCCACCUGAUCCAGAGGCCAUUGACAAAGUGGACCUGUUGGGUCGUGAACUUCAAGACAUCAAGAAGAGAAGAGCUGCUCUGGCGGCAUCCCUGAAAAAUCACAAAUCAGACGUCUCCAGAUCCCAACAAUCAGCUCCAGUGUCUUCUGCUGCAAUGGAUCCCAAAGUGACAGCCCUGGCUCAGCAGCUGGACAAGCUGGACGACGACCUGGCCAGUGCUGAGGAGAGCAUGCUGAGCCGCCUGCGAGCCCCACUGAGCCGCACUGACCCAGCCGGAGAUCUGGCCAACAGGCUGAGGGAACAAGAGGAAGCUGCCAAGACUCUGAAGGCUCUGGAGCAGCAGAAGCUGGCAGCUCAGGCUGACCUGCAGCCCCUGCUGUCCAGCAGUGCUUCUUCUGCACUGCCACUCAAACUGAACGCUGCCAACAACAAGCACGACAGCAUUGCAGAACUUGCUGACCUCUAUGGCAAGAAAGCAAAUGCAUCUCUCAAACUGGAGAGUCAGAUUAAGAAGGUGGAUGGCCUUGUCUCUGGUUUUGAGAAAAAGCUGAGUGAAGAUGGUCCAAUACCUGACGUACCAAAUGCAAUCCAAGCCCGCACUGAGGACAUUCAGUACCAGCAAAAGUCUGUGGCAGCGGCUCAGGACGACAUGAAGAAGCUGAGUCAGGAUCUGGAGACCACACAGCAGCUGUGCAGCUCCCUGGAGCAGGGCUACCAGGAGUUCUGCCCUGACAUCCAGCGCCAGAGAACAGACGUCAAGCAGCUGCAGACCCGCUAUGCAAAUGUGGCCAACCAGCUGAAAGAGAGAGAAAACAUCUUACAAGAAGCUGGAACGAAGAACCAGGAGUUCCAGAGCACAAGCAAAUCCCUGAACUCCUUCCUGGACAACCUGCCUACAAACCAGAUUAACUACAAUGAUGAUCUGUCUCAGAUCACUGCUAAGCAGAGUUCCCAAGAGAGGGUGAUGGAUGACCUAAAGAGGAAGGGAGAUGACAUGGACAGAUUGGCUGACCUGUCUCAAGAUCUACAGAAUCUAUUCAAUGAAUACGAGGUCAACGUUGACAAAUACAACAGUACACUUGAGGAUGCUGGAGCCACUGUUGCAAAGAAACCUCGUAUGCCCGGACUGGCUGAUGCUAUUCAGAAAGAGGAAAAGGAUCUGGUCAACCGUUACACUGAAGCAACAGCUGAAAACAAACAACGGCAAAAACAGAUGGGCUUGGCUAAGAAUCUAAUUUUACAAAAUGAAGACAAAGUCCAAAUGGUGGCACAGCAACAAGUGCAGCUUGAAAGCCAACAAAGGAGUUCUUUUGAGUUAGACGGUCUGUUCAAAGAGCUAGAUGAAGAGAAGGAGAGGACAGUUCAUGCUGAAACAGACCUGAGAACCUUUAAAGACAGGUUGCUGUCGUUGAAGAGUCGCAGAGGGGUAGAGCGUGUUGAGGAGAAAGAAGUACUGCAGUACUACCGUGACCCAAAACUGGAGAGUGAUUUGGCCGAUCUGCAGAAAAUACUGCAUGAAGAGGCCCUGAGGCGUAGCACCGCCCAGACUAAUGUUGAGGUGUUAAACAAGAAAAUCACCAUCGUGGAGGACACCCUCAAAAAAACUCCACCAAAACUGUUGACCAGAGAGGUGACAGAGUUUGAGAAAGAUCCUCAGCUGGAUGUAGAGGCUGCUAAGAUAAGAGAUGAAAUGGGAAAGAUCAGAGAGGAAAUUCGAGUCAGAGAUGGAGAGCAGAUUCAGAUGAAGACAGAAGUCACGAUUCUCGAGCAGAAGAGACCACUUAUCAAAGAGAAGGUGGUUAAGAAGGAAGUGCUGAAAGUAGAACAGAACCCUGAGAUGUUGAGGGCAGUGCGAACAUUUGAGAUGGACAUUUCUGAAGAGAACAACAAGAUCAAGUUACUCAACGAUCAAAUCUUCCAGACAAGGAGUCAGAUUAAUGCACUUGAGAGACUGAUUCCUAACAUCAAGCCAAAGAUUAUCACUAAAGAAGUGAAAAAGAUUGAACAAGACCCUGACCUCAUCACUGAAUCUAAAAGGGUUCUAACAAGUGUGGACGAAGAGAGGAUUGAAAACAACAUUUUGUCCAAAGAGCUGAUGGAGCUCCACAGCCGCUACAGAGAAGUUCAAAACUGGAAGCCAAAAGUCGAAGUGAAGGAAAUUGUUAAUGAGAUCUACCGGAUAGACCCAAACACAGAGGUGGAGAUAAUGCGGCUCAGGAAAGACAUACAAGACUCCAGCAGGCAGCACUCUGAUCUGGAAAGGGAGAUCACCCAGGUCAUGUCUGAGGUGAACAUCCUUCGCUCUGAGAAGCCCAAGGUGGAGCUGAAGGAAGUUCUCCAAGAGGUGGUUAAGGAGGAAAGAAGCCCUGAAAAUGAGAGAGAGAUACAGAGGCUAAACGAUCAAGUGAACCAUUUACGCACCACUUACAGCUCCCUUGAUGACAAGGUGAGACUACUUAGGAAAGAGAGAGAUGAAUGGAAGGCUGAAAAAUCCAAGAUAGAGACCAAACUCGUCACCAGAGAAGUCAUCAAGUAUGAACCUGAUCCUCUCUUGGAGAAAGAAGCUGACCGCUUGAGAAGAGAUGUGCGGGAGGAGGCACAACUGCGGCGCUCCAUUGAAGAGAUGGUGUUUGAUCUGCAAAACAAAUACAUCCUGUUGGAGAGACAGAAGCCUGAGGAGAAAGUUGUUGUAAAGGAGGUUUUGCGUUUACAGAAGGACCCAAGGCAGUUGAUUGAGCAUGAGAAGCUCAGCAGGAGCCUGGAUGAAGAAGUAAAGACUCGGCGUCAGAUAGACCUAGAGUUGCAGCAGCUAAGAACAAAGGUGGAAGAUAAAGAGAGGAUCCUCAGAGAGAGUGAUGAGCGCCAAAAGAGGAUUCAAGCCGAGUCUGAGCUCAGAGAGAUCCGACUGCGGAUCACACAGCUGGAAAAUGCCCCACCUCCUGUUGAGGAAAGUAUUGUUGUCGAAGAGGUACUCAAAGUUGAAAGAGACCCGAAACUGGAGAGGAUGACAAGCGGUCUUCGUUCAGACAUGGACACGCAAUCCAGUGAAAUCCUACGCCUCCAGAGAGAGAUACGUAGCAUCACACUAAAGCUUGAGAUCCUGCAGAAGGAGAAGUCUGGUGAGAAGACGGUGUACAAAGAGGUUGUCCGUGUUGAGAAAGACCAGGCAGUCGAAGCAGAGAGGGAUCGCCUGAGGGAGCAGGUUUCUCAGCAAAAAUAUACCAGACAAGACCUGGAAGAUGAAAUCAGACGUCUCAAUGAUAAAAUCAACCUUCUGAUGAGCACCAAGUCCAACUCUUCAAGAGAGGAGACUAACAUUAAUUUGAACAGAGAUGCCUUACAGAGGGAGAGGGACAACCUCACUCGGGAGCUCAGGACACUUGAGGCCAAGAAACAUGACACCAGCUUCUCUUUCCAGCAGCAGAGCAGGUUAUUGAGUGAGAGAGCGCAGACAAGCAGGCAGAGGAGCGUUAAAAUGGUGUCUGAAACCCAGCGUCUGGAGAGGGAUAUCCUGGAUGAAAAAGAUAAGAUCCAUCAGCGAGACAGCGUCAUCCGAGAUCUUCUGCUGAACCUGCAGAAAGAGGAGCAAGCAGAGACAAGGACCAAAGAGACCAAUGUCUCCACCAAAAUCACUAUUCUGGAUCCAGAUACAGGCAAAGACAUGUCUCCCUAUGAUGCCUACCUGCAAGGCCUGAUUGAUCGUCAACAGUACAUUCAUCUUCAGGAGCUGGAGUGUGAUUGGGAGGAGAUUACUUCGAUGGGACCUGAAGGGGAGACAUCUGUACUGCAGGAUCGCAAGAGUGGAAAGCAGUACUCCAUCAAAGAUGCUCUAAAGGAAGGAAGGCUGACAGAGUUUAAUCUACAACAGUAUAAACAAGGCAAGAUUCCCAUCUCAGAGUUUGCCUUGCUGGUUGCGGGUGACAACAGGAAGCAACCCCAGUUCAACUCAAUCAUCCCAAAGUCCACCACAACAGUGAAAUCAGCCCCCUCAGACCUCUCCACUGCUAAAGAAGUCUACCCAGUUGCUGGAGUAAUUGAUACAAACACUGACACCUGCUUUACGAUACGUAAUGCCGCCUUGCGUAAAUUGAUCGACCCAGCCACUGCCCAAAAACUUCUGGAGGCUCAGGCAUCAACUGGUGGCAUCAUUGAUAUCAACAACAGGGAGAGAUACACAGUUCACAAGGCAGCAGCUAAAGGCCUCAUUGAGGACAGUCAACUCCAGAGGCUACUCAAUGCACAAAAGGCCUUCACUGGUGUUGAAGACCCCAUGACCAAAGAGUGUUUGUCUGUGGGAGAAGCUGUUCAGAAAGGCUGGAUGCCAAAGGACACUGCCAUUCGCUACAUGGAGGCACAACACCUGACCGGAGGGCUGGUCAAUCCCAACACUGGUCGCAGAGUAAGCAUCUUGGAUGCCAUUGGGUCCAAAAUGAUCGACAGCACAAUGAUGAGGGAGCUGCAGGCUGAGACUACCUACAUUAAGGAUAUUGUAGACCCAAUCACAAAGGAGAAGAUCACCUACAAACAAGCUAUGGAUCGCUGUAAGACAGACCCAAUGUCAGGCUUACCAAUGCUGCCCGCCUCCUCCAAAGAGUCGGGUUACACUCCAACGUACAACUCAAAAUAUGCAAGAUUCUAGAUGUUUACAACACACUUGGCGAUAUCUGCUACGUGGAGUGAUGUGGUAAAAAUGUACUAUUAGAUUAUGGGAAAACCAUAUGAAAACACAUUUAAAACCAUAUGAAAAUACAUUAAUUACAAUGUACAUUUUGACUCAGGAAAAGUCUUCUGCUGCAAAGCUGUCUGUCUAGCCAAAAUGAUUGCUGCUGUUUUGCCUUUGUUUACGAAACAUGUGUGAUGUGGGCGGAUUUUUGUUUGAUUUAAUUUAAAAACAGAGAAUAUAAAUGCAGUUUAUCUUUGAUAUUAUUGUGGUAUUAGGGAUACUGGGACAUGGUGCAAUGCUAUUUACCAAGAUUGAUUUGAUUCUGUAUUACUCGUGGGCUAUCCUUGACACUGUUCACUUUAAACUGAAUCUUGUUUGAUACUUUAUGAAGAAACAAAUAUCAAUAAAUUUAAAUUAUACCGGUUUAAGAA
Messenger RNA from Dicentrarchus labrax (European seabass), 6614 nucleotides. RefSeq names its product envoplakin a (gene evpla). Gene Ontology annotation, molecular function: structural molecule activity; cadherin binding. NCBI's taxonomy places the organism in Eukaryota, Metazoa, Chordata, Actinopteri, Moronidae. Gene Ontology annotation, biological process: intermediate filament cytoskeleton organization; wound healing. The transcript has 22 exons. Gene Ontology annotation, cellular component: intermediate filament; membrane; cytoplasm. The coding region runs from base 163 to 6159 and encodes 1998 amino acids. The record is from RefSeq and is a predicted model, not a curated record.